AUGGUGGUUGGCAAUCACACUGUCAUGGCGGAGGCCUUUGAUAGAUUGGGCGUUCACAAAUUUGAAGUAUCCCGCGAUUCCUAUCCGGAAUUACUGAGACCCUAUCUGAAGCGACCAGUGUGGCGAACGAUCGUGAAACAACUCAAGCGAGCUGCCCGCGACAAUGGGCAAUUCUUACCCCAGCCACUGUUUGUCAAGCCCUACGACUCCCGUUCCUUUACCGGGUGUAUGGUGGCCU
Messenger RNA from Seminavis robusta, 238 nucleotides. The record is from the annotation of a GenBank genome assembly. NCBI's taxonomy places the organism in Eukaryota, Bacillariophyta, Bacillariophyceae, Naviculales, Naviculaceae.